AUGGGAAAUUAGGAAUCUAGGUAAUCAUCUGGAUAACCUUCCAAUAGAAAUUCGGGUUAAUCAUAGUAAAACACUAAUUCACAGAUAUAAGGAAAUAAGAAAGAUGAAAUAUUAAGCCUAUUAGCUAGCAUGCAAUUACAUUAAACUUAGAUUAAUAAUUUAAAUUAGUAGUGUAGCAAAUACUAAAAUUAUACAUCAUGUUGCAAUAAAAUAGAAGGUUAAGUGUUGUUUAUAUGCUUGGAUUGCACUAUAAAUAAAUAAUAUGGGUAAUGCGAAGAAUGCUUUAUAAACUCCAAUCACCUCAACCAUAGAUUUUUUAUGGUUAAAAGCUCGUUCGAAACAUUUUGUGCUUGCGGAACUAAUAGAAACGGAUAAAGUAGCUACACAUGUAAGCGUCACUCUCUUAAAAAAGUUAUAAAUGAUAGUAUAGAAGGGCAUUAGCUUUACCUUUCUUCUUUAGAUCAUAUUCUGCUCUCUAAGAUAGAUUCGUACUUUUAAAAUCAAAUUAUGCAGAUCCAAACAAAUAGUUUAAAAAACAUACAGAGUUUAGAAAAAGUUGUCUUAGAAAUUUCUUCAUUUUGUAGUCAUGGUUUCUUAGCUUAAGUAAUUAUUGCUGAAAUGCUAAGCAACAAAUUUAAAAAUGUAAGCUACAUAGAAAAAAUAGCUAAUCUUUUAAAAUAGUUUUCCAUUUAAUAUUAAGAUGCUGCAAUCCAAACAGUUACUACUAUAAUAACUAAAAUGAAUUAAGUGAUGAGUUUAAUUACAUUUCACAGACUCUUUGAAGAAGAGAAAGCUAAAUUUACAAUAAUUACCUAUGACUUGAAAGUUAUUUAAGGGAACGAAUCAAUUAAAUAUGCUCUUUAUAAUUUUUAUACAAGAGGAUCUUUUUUGAUCAUCUUUAAUAACAGCGAAUUCAUAAAUAUUAGAAGAAAAGAGAUCAUAGAUUGUAUGGAGUAAUUUUUGAUUGAAAACGUCACUAUUAAUGAUACAGUCGAACAACUAAAUAGAUUUUAAUCUUGCCUAUUCCACUUAAAUCCAAGAAAUAAGUUUGAAUUUGAAAAUAUAGAUGAAAUAUGGGUUGGUCUUUGCCGUAUAUUUGAGGCUUUCUUUUAUAGUAGAUCUCAUCCAUUCAAAAAUGAAAAAGAAAUAGUUUUACACAUGCAUAGUGACCUAAACUCUCUUUCCUUCCUUUACUACUUUUUGAAUCAUAUUUAAUUUAUUAAAGAUUAAAAUCGUAAAGAAAAAUUUGAAGUGGAAAUAUUCAAAUUUUUGGUUAUUUAAUGUAGAAAACGUAUGGAUAAUGAGCACAAUGGAUACGCUUAACUUGCAUAAGAAAUUUCAUAACAAGAACUUUGGCCAAUUUUUUCCCUUCCUUAUCGUUUUAUGACUGUUUAUUUAUGCUACUUAUACUAAAAAUGCAAUGGAAACAUAUUUGAAUUUAAAGGCCUAAUAGAUAAUUAUUCAAAGUAAUGCUAACCAGGUGCUUUAGAGUUAGUACUUUGCAGGAUGUCAAAAGAAUUUGCAACCUGUUAUCUCUUUUUCAAAAAUAGACAUGUAGAACCCGACUCCGUAGCAGAAUUUUUUGAAAUGGUAAUUAGAAAAGAAAAGUCAUACACUAGAAUCUGCUAUGAUAUUAGCUUAGAGUACAGAAAACCAACUAUUGGCCUACAUGAUAUCGACAUUACAGGUCUGCAAAUGUCUAUACUUCUUGCUUAAGACAAAAAGAAAGUUCUUGAAUUUAUUGGUUAAGGAAUGGCUCUUCAAAAUAUUUUUGAUCAAAGUAAGAGGAAUUAAGAAUUAAACCUAAUUGAAUAACUUCAUUAAAAGAGUUUACUAUUGAGAGAAGUGGUAUAUUUUGAGCUUAUUUUAAUUAUUAACUCUGAUGUUCUAUCUUUUGCAAAUGUCUUAUACAACAUAUUCGGAGAUAAAGCCAAAAAAUACUAUAAACUUCCAUUCUAAUUAGCAAUUAUUAACCAAUUUAAUGCCUAAACUGUUUACAAGAUUCCUUAGUUGAAGGAAAAAUUAGAAAUAGAAUUAAAUCCUGAAUGCGAUAAUUAUAAAGAAAUUAUGCAAGAUAUAUGCAUCUAUGAUUCUUCAGAGUAGCAUUUUAAACUAAAACCCUAAUUUAAGAACUUCCACGAUGUAUAAAUGUUCUACAAAAAUAGUAAGCGCCAAGGUGAAUUUUAUUCCAUCAUUAGGGAAAGAGCUGAAAAAGAAACUGUAUUUGAUUGUAUAGCAGGAAACAUAUUUGAUUUGCAAGAAUAAAUAUACAAUACAAAUAAUCAAAAUAUUGCAUUCAAUUAAUGUAUUUCUCUCGAUAUUUUAGAAAUUGAGUGCUUGCCUUAAAUUAUCUCUAACAGAAUGAAAGAGUUAAACAUAACUAAUUAGAUUGACCACAAUUUCAUGAAGCAUUUUUGUCGCUUGAUCUUCAUCUUGCUUAAAUAAUCUACUGGUAACAAUUUCGAUACACUUGUUAAAGAUAAAGAAUUAGUGAAUUUCAUAAAAAAAUCUGAAGCAGAUACAGAGCUUAAGAAUUGCAUUAUUAAGCUAUUAGAAAUUAUAAAUGCUAAAAGAAACAGAAUGAAUAUGUCACUCAUGUUUGCAUAAUAGAAUUAAUAGGCAAAUAAUUAAAAUAUUGAUUAAAUAAUUAAAUCUGACCGCGCUAAAGAUGCUUAAAGAAGAGUAAUGGAAGAAUUUUAAAAUAAGCAAAAAGGAUUUUUGGUUAGAAACUAAGAAAUGUACUAAAAUGAAGCAGAGAAGUAAGCAAAGGGAGAGAAAAUUUUAAACUGUCAAAUAUGUUAAUAAUAAACAAGCGAAUUGAUAGUUAUUUAUUGCUAUUUAGCUCUUGAUAAUUUAUGCCAACUAUAUGAUGUUGCAACAAACCUAAAUAAAGUCAAUUUCAGUGAAGAAUUUUUAACAAAAAAUAAGGAUCUAUUAAAUGGAGUACCUUCACCUUAGAACCUGUCUAGAGAUAGCUAAAAUUUUGAAAGAAGAUGUACCUUAAGCAGUUGUAUGCACUCUUUCCAUGGAAAAUGCUUUACUACCUAGGUAAAUUCUAUGCCAAACACUAUACCUAAGAGGGUGAUAAAUCCUAACCCUGAUAUGAUUGUAAAGGAAAUGUUUUGCUCUUAAUGCAAAACUCUAAGCAACACUGCUUUAGUCUAUUUGGAUCCUAUUUUUAAGAAAAUUUAAUUUAGCAAAAGUAGCCCAUUGAUUCCCAGUAGCGAAAAUUAAUUAGGAUCACUUGAUUAAGUUCUUAAAAGUAUAUCCGUUAGCGAAAAUUCGUCUUCUUAGCACAGUACUUUAAAAAAGGAAUACAACGAAUAAGAAUAUUUUGAUUAUAUCACACUCUAUGUAGUAGAUAUGGAAGAUAGCAUAAAGUCAAGAAAAAAAAAUAUAGAACACUUCUUAGUAGAUUUUAAGGUUAAGGAUAUUAAAUUCAUUGAAAACUUGGAAUAAGCCAUUAAAAUAUUUAUUUAAAAAUUUUAUGAUCUCUCCAUACUUAUUUGUAAUGAAGAUAUCCAAACAAUCUUAACAUAGGCAUAUCAAUACUAACUAGAUCUUGCAUUUUCUAAUGGAAUUAGUGAGUUUUUAUCCAAAAAUAUAAUAAUUUCUAAGGCUAUAUUGCAAAAUUUAUCUUUGGUGUAAUGUGUACAUGACGCUGAUUACAGUAUUUACACUAAAGCUUAGGAAAGAAUACUACUUCACUUAAAUAAGUUCCACAGUUUUAACUUUGUCCUAUCAUAGAAAUUACUCAAAUAAAACUUUUCUUUUGAUGACAUAUGGCGCCAAGUAGCAGCUGAUCUGUAUCUCAUAUAUAACAAUGAUCAAUAUAGAUUAAAGCAAUUGAUUAGGGCUUUUGCUUUAUUAUAUUUACAAUAUAUUUAGAUAUUUUACGCCUUCUUAUUAGCGAAGUAGAGAGAAUUCCCUUAACUCACUAUUGAAAAACUUAAAAAUAUGUACGAAGAAGAUUUGGAAUUUAGACUAAGCUGUUAAAUAUUUAGUUUACCUUAUUUGAGAUUAGUAAUGGCAACAUUCAUUACUAUGUUCGAAUUCAAUGAAGAAGUCAUAAGUAACAAUUUAACAAAGAAAUAUAUUGAUGAAGAGAAGGAAUUAGAGGUGUAUGAGGAUAUUUUAGGAAAAGAUUUUACAAACAUCAACUUUGAAUCAAUUAUGAAGACUUCUAAUUCAUAAAAUUUCUGGUAGUUAUAUAUGAAUGACCUCAAUAAUUUAAAUAAUACUCAAAAACUCUAACCUUUCUUAGAAAAGAAUCCUUGCUUUAAAUUUUCAUUUGUAUAUUUAGGAGAAAAUUACAUGCAAUUCCAUCGUUUCCACUAUAAACCUUGCUGUCUCUGCAAUAGAUAUAGUCCUAAGACGAAACUAGUUUUAUGUCUAAUCUGUGGAUAAGUAAUGUGCGUUGUUGACUGCAAUCUUUAAUAAGACUAAAUACCUGAAUAAGGCAAUUUAAGUAAUCACUCAUUGAGUUAUCAUGAAGGAAAGACAAUUUUCCUAUCCUUAUAAAAUCAAGAAAUUAUUUUUAUUGACUAUCCUAAAGGAGUUGCAUAGAAAACUCCUAUUUUCUUAGAUGAAAUUGGUUAGCCAAUAGAUCUAGCAGUAAAUGAAGAUUGGGAAAGAUUUACAAUUAAUAAAAAGAAACUUGAUAGCUUAAGAUAAAUUCUGUUCAAUAGAAAACUCCCUCAGCAUAUUAGACAAAUUCUAUGGUAUGAAGACCCAAAUACUAAAUGCAUAGAUUAAAAAUAUUGA
Molecule: messenger RNA, 4764 nt
Organism: Tetrahymena thermophila SB210
Lineage: Eukaryota; Ciliophora; Oligohymenophorea; Hymenostomatida; Tetrahymenidae
Product: zinc finger in N-recognin
Exons: 6
Biological process (GO): protein ubiquitination; ubiquitin-dependent protein catabolic process via the N-end rule pathway
Cellular component (GO): cytoplasm; ubiquitin ligase complex
Molecular function (GO): ubiquitin protein ligase activity; zinc ion binding
Source: RefSeq, a predicted model, not a curated record